Messenger RNA from Acanthocheilonema viteae, 300 nucleotides. Lineage: Eukaryota; Metazoa; Nematoda; Chromadorea; Rhabditida; Onchocercidae. The record is from the annotation of a GenBank genome assembly.
AUGCACCUUUUCCGCGUUUUCAUAUUGAUUAUUUGCGCUGUUUCCGUGGUCCAAACUUGUCCUCCAUCACAAAUGUCAGGAGCACAAGGACAGCCAGGACCACCAGGACGAGAUGGUCGAGAAGGACCUGAAGGACCGGUUGGAAGACCAGGUAAUAUUGGACCGAAAGGAGAGCAAGGAGUCACAGGACCACGAGGAGAGCAAGGUGAGGCAGGUGGUAGAGGAGCACCAGGGCCAAAAGGACUGAAAGGUAGGCGAGGACCGGAAGGACCAGAAGGACCGAUGAUGGGAGGAGGAUGA